AUUGGUCGAGAACUCAGUGCACACAUUCUGAUCUGAGAGAAAGAAAGACUGCUGGACACCGGCGGAUGAGAGGAGGAGAGCGGUCCAAAACAACUGUCUGGAAGGAAAGAUACGAAGAAACAUGGAGUCUAACAAGAAGCGAACGUUUCCUGACUUUUCUGGAUCAUGGAAAAUUACAAGUUCCGACAAUUUCGAGGAACUUUUAAAAGCUAUCGGAAUAAAUGCCUUUCUACGCAAGAUUGCAGUUGCAGCAGCUUCCAAACCAGCUGUUGAGAUUACACAGCAGGGGGAACGUCUCUCCAUUCAGACCUCCACGAGUGUACGCACCACUCAUGUGUCCUUCACGGUGGGCAAGGCCUUCAACGAGACUACAGUGGAUGGACGCCUAUGCACAAGUUAUCCAGAAUGGGAGACAGACCGUAAAAUCACUUGUGAGCAGAUACUGCACUGUGGGGAGGGCCCUAAGACAUCAUGGACACGUGAACUGACCAUUGAUGGCAAGAUGAUUCUCACCAUGAGAGUCGGAGAUGUCGUCUGCACCCGUGUGUAUGAACGAGACUGAAGGAUCUUUAGAUUUCAGUUAAUCUGGUUUAUCAUUGAGCAAGCCUAUUCCUUCCACAUUUGACAUGUGCCAGAGAAGGAGAGAUGUUUGAAGGCUCAGAGGUGGUACUUGUAGAAAGAUGGUAGCGAGUUUGCAUUGUUCUUUUGGGUGCAUUAACUGAGAAAUGUAUUAAUUAUUGGUGCUUGUGGAUUUUAUGUUGCAGUUUCAUGCCACAAUGGCUUAUCAAUCCAAAAUGUUUUAGGCAAUAAACCUUUAAUUUAUAAACUCCCAAAAAUCUCAUUAUUCACUGUUUUCCUCUUGCCUGGAUAUAGAAAUGUAUAUGACACUGUCCUUGGUUUCACUUUUACACUUAUUUUCUGACUCAUUCCUUUUCUUCAGAGCGCUCAUUGUAUCUGUUGAUUUCUGUCUGAUCCAACAACACUAUAAAUGUAAAUGUAUGAGUGUACAUCAGUUGUUGAAUUAUUUCCUGGCAAAGAGUAAUGGGAGAAUGAGGAAGGGGUAUGGAAAGAGUGAGCAAAUGUUAGAAAUCUUGUGCUUUAUUCUAAAUCUAGAGCACAGUAAAUGAUGCAAAAAGCUGCUGAUGAAAAGCAAAAAUAAGUUAAAACUCUUUCUACCACUCUUUAUUUCUUUCCUUUUUCUACAGACACACAUUUAUUUAACAUUAUUCAGAGACUGCUGUUCUUUCAGUCUGCUGCAGAUUAUUAAUUUUACAGGUUCCAGACAGCAGAGCUCACAGUGGACUUAUUCAAGAUUGCACAUCAUUUCAGUCUGCAUGCUGUGUUGUGUAUGUUUUCUACAAUACUCAAUGGUCCUGUUAAAAGUUUUAAGCUCAUACAACCCUUGAUGUCUUAAAACAAAGUGUAUAUGUGCUGCAGAGUACUGAGGUUGCCGUUAAAUUCUGGAAGAGGUUGAAAUAAAAUCCAUAAACCCUGCUUAACAUGA
Molecule: messenger RNA, 1504 nt
Organism: Carassius auratus (goldfish)
Lineage: Eukaryota; Metazoa; Chordata; Actinopteri; Cypriniformes; Cyprinidae
Product: cellular retinoic acid-binding protein 2-like
Exons: 4
Coding region: 122-562 (146 amino acids)
Molecular function (GO): lipid binding
Source: RefSeq, a predicted model, not a curated record